Serendipita indica DSM 11827 is the source of this 2283-nucleotide messenger RNA. Lineage: Eukaryota; Fungi; Basidiomycota; Agaricomycetes; Sebacinales; Serendipitaceae. The record is from the annotation of a GenBank genome assembly.
AUGGACCUCGUCAAGCGAGACGUCUUCAGGAGGCCCGACGUGUUCUGUACCAUAUCUGCCAACAUAAACGGCCAAUGGGAAGAUAUAAACACAAAAACGGUCGAAGACAAUACAUCCCCCGUUUGGAAUGAAUCCUUCAUCAUCACAACGAGCCCGACAGGCAUCAUCUGGAUACGAUUAUUCGAUGCCUCGAGAUAUUCUAGACGACGCGAGCAGGCUGGUCUCGGCGUCGUUCAGGUCUCUCUCUCGUCUAUAAAUCUGAACGCUCGUGACGUUAUUGGAUAUGAACUCAAGAAAGGUCCCGAUAAUCAACAUGUCUCGGGCCGUAUUCUCCUUCAGAUUGGAUACGCACGCCAACCACAGGGCUCACCGUCGCCUGUUCCCUCGCCCAUGCACGCACCUGGUCAUCGGCCAUAUUCCCAGAGCCCACAACAUCUUGCUCCAACUCAGGGCUCUCAUCAACCAUUCCAUGCCCCACGUCCGCACUCUCCCUUUCAUCCUACUCAGCCACAACCGACGAUGCAACAACAAGCACCAUGGGCGAAUGCCGGCCCGGCAGUAAAUCCAGCUGCAAAUCUGGCGAGGCAAGGCAGCAUGAGCAUGCAGGGUGCCGCUGCUGGUGGUAUGCGGCGUCAGGGGACGAUUACACGUCGACCCGUCGAGGGUGCAGACAUAGGGCGCGCAAUGGAACAAUUUUCGCAUCGUACGUUUGCAGAUAAUCUGGAAAGCACCCCUCCUGCACCCUCUCCAACGGCGGAUACUCUCGGCCCAUUGCCACCUGGAUGGUCGGUUCGUCGAGCGCCCUCUGGGCGGGUUUAUUAUGCGGACAGCAAUACACGGACCACGACUUGGGAGGAUCCGAGACUGCUCAGACGAUCGGCCACGACUACGGGGAACACGACGACCGGUGGCGAGCAAAGGCAACAACCAGAUGUCGGUCGAAGUGCAUCUACAUCAUCCACAGGCUCGGCGUCGGCACCAGCGCCUGCUUUGCCCCCAAAUGCCAAUCCUGACCCUUUGCCUUCUGGCUGGGAGAUGAAAAUGACGCCCCAGGGCAAAAUUUAUUUUGUCGACCAUAACACGAGGACGACUACGUGGGAGGAUCCAAGGCUCCCUUCAGAGCUUGCGGAUGAUGUGCCACAGUUCAAGCGUGAUUUCCGCAACAAGCUCAUCAACUUCCGCCGCCAGCCACCAAUGCUGAUGGGCCAAGGCUUUGUGGACAUCAAAGUCCGCCGAUCCCAUCUGUUCGAGGAUGCCUACAGGGAGAUAAUGACAAAGACACCCGAACAGCUCAAGAAGCGGCUGCGCGUUCAGUUUGAAGGCGAGAUUGGUGCAGACUUUGGAGGUGUAUCGAGAGAGUUCUUCUUCCUCUUGUCGCAUGAAAUGUUCGAUCCCCAAUACUGCCUCUUCGAAUUCUCCGCCCACGACACAUAUACCCUCCAAAUCAACCCAAUGUCCGGCGUCAAUCCAGAACAUUUGAACUAUUUCAUGUUCAUUGGCCGUGUGAUUGGGAUGGCCAUCCACCAUCGACGGUUCCUCGACGUCUACUUUAUCAGUAGUGUUUACAAGCGCAUGAUCGGUAAACCAGUCACGCUUCCAGAUCUGGAGAGCGUGGAUGAUGAACUCUAUCGAAGUCUUGCCUGGUGUUUGGAAAAUGACAUCACAGAUGUUUUGGAAGAGACGUUUACAGUCAUUGAUGAACGAUUUGGCGAAACUCUCACCAUCGAACUCAUACCCGGAGGCGCGGAUAUUCCCGUCACAGAAGAAAACAAAAAGGAGUUUGUCAGGCUCAAAGUGGAGUUUAUCAUGCUGCGGCGAGUAGAAGAGCAGUAUGCAGCCUUCAUGGAAGGAGUCCACAACUUUAUUCCUAAAGACCUUUUAUCAACCUUUGAUGAGCGAGAAGUCGAGCUCUUAAUUGGUGGCAUUGCCCAAAUUGAUGUCGAGGACUGGGUCAAAUUCACAGACUAUAAAGGAUACACGGCGCAAGACCAGGUGAUUCAGUGGUUCUGGCAAAUCAUACGCUCUUGGUCGGACGAAAAGCGAUCGCGCUUGCUUCAAUUCGCCACUGGUACCUCGCGUGUGCCUGUAAACGGCUUCAAGGAUCUACAAGGCGCAGAUGGCCCGCGUCGGUUUACAAUUGAAAAGAGCGGGGAUCCUUCUAUGCUGCCUAAGAGUCACACUUGUUUCAACAGAAUCGACCUUCCACCAUACCUGGAUUCACAAAGUUUGGAGAAACGUUUAACCAUUGCUAUCGAGGAGAGCGGUUCGUUCGAGCAAGAGUAG